Sesamum indicum (sesame) is the source of this 1384-nucleotide messenger RNA. RefSeq names its product PTI1-like tyrosine-protein kinase At3g15890. Gene Ontology annotation, biological process: protein phosphorylation. Gene Ontology annotation, molecular function: protein kinase activity; ATP binding. The record is from RefSeq and is a predicted model, not a curated record. NCBI's taxonomy places the organism in Eukaryota, Viridiplantae, Streptophyta, Magnoliopsida, Lamiales, Pedaliaceae.
GGCAUUGAUAUACACGAAAUAUUUGACAUCUUCUUGCUUCCUCUCCCCUUAUCCCAACCACCAAAACCCUUCCUUAUUCUUGGCUGAGCUUCAAGCUCAGCACAAAGCGGUAAGAAAAUGAAAAAUUUCUUGAAAUGUCUUGUUUGCUUCUCUGAAAAACAACCUAAGACCAGUUCAACCAAGAAUAGAGACUAUCCAUGGGAGAUAUACACCCUCAAAGAGCUUGUACAUGCAACAAACAACUUCCACAACAAUAACAAAAUCGGAGAAGGUGGAUUUGGAAGCGUAUAUUGGGGUCGAACAAGUAAAGGCGUCGAGAUUGCUGUGAAGAGGUUGAAGGCGAUGACUGCCAAAGCAGAGAUGGAAUUUGCUGUAGAGGUGGAGAUACUUGGCAGGGUUAGGCAUAAGAAUUUACUAGGUUUGAGGGGAUUUUACGCUGGCGGAGAUGAAAGAUUAAUAGUGUAUGAUUAUAUGCCUAAUCAUAGCUUAAUCACUCAUUUACAUGGACAACUUGCCGCUGAUUGCCUGUUGGAUUGGUCUCGGAGGAUGAAAAUUGCUAUUGGAUCAGCUGAGGGAUUAGCCUACUUGCAUCAUGAAGCAAACCCUCACAUAAUACACAGAGACAUAAAGGCCAGCAAUGUGCUGCUAGACUCCGAGUUCCAGGCAAAAGUGGCUGAUUUUGGAUUCGCCAAACUGAUACCUGAAGGGGUUACUCAUUUGACAACAAGAGUUAAAGGAACCCUAGGUUACUUAGCCCCCGAAUACGCCAUGUGGGGGAAAGUCUCAGAAAGUUGCGACGUCUACAGCUUUGGAAUACUGCUUCUCGAGAUAAUCAGCGCCCGGAAACCCCUGGAAAAGCUGGCUGGAGGGGUCAAGCGCGAUAUCGUGCAAUGGGCAACACCGUAUGUUCAAAAGGGUGCCUUUGACCACAUUGCAGACCCUAGAUUGAAGGGAGAUUUUGAUCGCGAUGAGCUGAAAAAAGUGAUCAUGAUCGCCAUGAAAUGCACGGAUGGGAACCCAGAGAAUAGGCCAAGCAUGUUGGAGGUGGUGGGGUGGCUCAAGGGUGGAGUAGGGAGCCGGAAGAAGGAGCUUGGAAUAGUGAAAAAUAAUUAUAUGAUUGAUGGAUAUGAUGAAGACGAGGACGAAGAAGACGAGGAAGAUUAUGAGACGGAUUAUGAGGUUUUUGGGAUGGAGAAAUAUGUGACAAGAUCAGGUGGGGAAAAGAUUUAGAUUGAUUUGAAGUUGUUGAGGUUGAAAUUGGGUAGUAGGUCUGCAAAUUAUUGAAUUUGAACGAGUUAUUGAAAUGUACAUUGCUAAAGAAAUUGCAUCCUUCUUGUUUGUACCAAUUCAAAUUCACAUUAUAUGUCUAUAUCCUUUUUGCCAA